UGACACUGUCUGUUGUUCAAGAGUGUCUUGACACGAGGACCAACUUUGUGGAGAUGCAGAUUUCAUCUUCCAACCAACACUUGGAACCUGCACACAGUGCCAAAGCUACCAGUACCUGGUGGUUUAAGGACCAUGUAUCCCUGAGAAGCUGAACGUGCAGCGCCGGAUGAAGCUCAGUGAAACCUCUGUUGCAGUGUUGAUGAUGGAUGAGAUGUGUUGUAAAUCAGUAGGAACUGAUCUGUCCAUGCUGGAUAUUGAUGAUUUCAUCACAGAAAUCUCUCAGCUGAAGAAAGAGGUGGCGUUACUGGAGACAAAGCUGAGGUUAAGAGGAGAUGAAGGACUGAAGAGAGAGGAUGUGGAUGUGGUUUGUUGUGAAUCUUCCACACAGGACUCCGAGCUCAGUCUGACUUUACUCUGUUAUACUGAGUCAAAGCCCACAGACGCUCAGGACACUACAGUGUGUGACAGUAAUCAGGGCUUACAGGAUGAGGAAUCUACUGAUCAAACCUCCACAGAGUCUCUGGAUUCUGUCUGGAACGCUGGAGAACAGCAGCAGAUCCUGCAGACCAAACUCAAGAUGUGUUCAGUCAAACUCAUCGACUGCACGAACCUCAUAAUGGAGACGGGAAGAGAAACCACAGCAGAGGAAGAUCACACUGAUGAUGAUGAUGAUGAUGAUGAUGAUGGUGAUGAUGAUUUUAUUCCUUCAGAUGAGAAGAGUGAUUCAUGUUCUGAGGGAGAAAUAACGUCCUCAACAUCAAAAGAGCGAUGGACAGCACAAACUCAUUUCAGCAUCACCGGUGGAGAGACAUUGAGCUCACAGAGAAAUUCAGAGGAAAAACACACAAAACAGAAACUCUUCACCUGCAGGAGAUGUAAGAUCAGCUUUACUACCUUACAAGAGAAGAAACUUCAUUCACAAGAGCACAGAGAGAAGAAAAAGAAGUUACACUGUAAGAAAAGUGAUGAAAAGUCUUUCCACUGCACUGAAUGUGACACACAUUUCAGUACCAAAGGAAAUCUUGAUGCUCAUAAGACAAUUCACACAGGAGAAAAACCAUACGAAUGUUCUCACUGUGAGAUGAGAUUCAGACUCAAACCUCAUCUGAAGAAACACAUGCUUAUACACACCAAUGAGAAACCGUAUCAGUGCAGUGAAUGUGGAAAAACCUUUAGGCAGCUAUCUUCUCUAAAGUCACAUCAAAAAAUACACAGUGAGGAGAAACUCCAUCAAUGUUCACACUGUGAUAAACGUUUUCGUCAUAGAAGUCAGUUGAUCGUUCAUGAAAGAGUUCACACUGGAGAGAAACCUUAUCUCUGCUCUCACUGUGGUAAGAGCUUCUCUAAUCCAACUUCUUUCAGUGUUCACCUGAGAGUUCACACUGGAGAGAAACCUUAUCACUGUAAUAUUUGUGGGAAGAGUUUUAAUCGGCAGUUUAACUUUGUAAUGCACCAGAGAAUUCAUACAGGAGAAAGACUUUACAAAUGCUCUCAGUGUGAGAAGACGUUUGCUCGACCAGAUGUCCUGAGAACCCAUGAGAGAGUUCACACUGGAGAGAAACCUUACCACUGCUUGAUCUGUGGAGAGAGAUUUGCUUAUUUAGGAAGUUUUCAUACUCACAAGAAGAAACAUACUGAAGAACAAACUACACUGCAAUCAUCAUAGCAUCUUUUAACUUUGGAAUAAUUCAGUUUAAACACACAGUUCUAAUAUUCUUGUAAUAUUUUUUGUAAAACCAAUUUUCUG
Messenger RNA from Paramisgurnus dabryanus, 1747 nucleotides. RefSeq lists its product as uncharacterized. Gene Ontology annotation, cellular component: nucleus. Gene Ontology annotation, biological process: regulation of transcription by RNA polymerase II. The record is from RefSeq and is a predicted model, not a curated record. Gene Ontology annotation, molecular function: RNA polymerase II cis-regulatory region sequence-specific DNA binding; DNA-binding transcription activator activity, RNA polymerase II-specific. NCBI's taxonomy places the organism in Eukaryota, Metazoa, Chordata, Actinopteri, Cypriniformes, Cobitidae.